AUGAGUUCCAACUUCAACUUCGGCCAGGGAUUCUACAGCGAGUCUUAUGAGGAAAGAAGUAAUCAAUCAUCUCAGAACAAUGCUCCCCCACCGCAAUGGGACUUCUACGCUUCCGCUCCCGCGAACAACAUACCUGCCGGGCCUCCACAAGGUUCCCGACCUACUGACAACACCAGCUUUCCCGGCUUCCCCGACUUGAGUCGUGAGCUCCAAGACCAGAUCAUCCAGUCCGCAUCUGUUGACGACGUAGAUAAACCCGUCAUGCGCUUCGUCGACCUCCACGAAGCCGUCCGCCACUACCCCGGCUGCCUCCGCCACCAGUGCCAGUGCUGUCGCACCAAGCCAACCUACAUCACAUUUCACCCACUCGUCCGCCGGCACAUCAGGUAUGAUCUGGAGUUCAGCGUUCUGUCUCACGCAACCAACAGCAGCUCAAGAGAGACUGACAUGGCCCACGUGAACCCGCGAUCCCGCCACUUGAUGCAGAUGUACCGCCGAAACGACCCCUUCCCCCAUCAGCAGGGUGACUGGCGCUACACCCAGAUCUCGCAAGAUGACCGUCAGAACGACAGGUACAUCGUAGGUGAGCCCUACCGCUGUGAGGCUCAUGACCUCGUCUUCGUCCGCAUCCCCACCCAAGACGCAUACUGCCCAGACGGCGACUCUUUCUUCCCCGUCAGAAAAGAGCAAGCCGGAAACAGCCCUCUCCUCAUGCCCACCGUGCCUCUUCCCACGCCUAUCGUGCCCGAUCCUUUGCUUGAGCAAAUGAAGGCCAUCGCCAUCUCUCUGUCGAAUUGGAAUGAUCUGGCCUACACCCAUGUCCUUCAGAAUUUGAACACCGAGAUGAAACGUCACCGUGCGUGGCGACUUCUCGCCGAAUAUGGCGUUGACAACGUUCUUGACGGGAACAUCCCAACCUACGCGCCAAGCGCAGACCAGAGCGAAGGCGACGACGCGGUUCCCGAUUUCCCCCAGCGCCAACUCUACCUCCCUUACACUCAACAGGAGAACAUGCACGUCCUCAUUGACAUCUUCACAGGGCUCGAAGAGGUCUACUUCGUCGACUUCAGUCUGAUGCGCGAGGACAUCGACCACGCAGCGAUCGAGAGAUACAAGCAGACCUAUUGUCGCAAGACGGACAAGUGCGAGGAGUGCGGGUACGAGCACGAGGGGUUCCCCAAGGUCUGGGGCGGUCUCGACGAGGUCGAGUUCAUGGAGGUCAGGCUGUGUGCUCUGAAUCAAGGCCCGCACGCGGUGUACCACGAUUUGAGCGAGUGGGAGGGCGUCAAGUCGACGAUCAGGACCAGUUUUCCAGGCAGAGGGGACACGGACUUCAUCGGGAACGACUGGCUGCGCGCGAUGCCGCAGCUGAAGCUCCUCGCGCCCGUCCUGAAGAGCCCGGCUUAUUCUGAUUUUCUGAGCAACGUCCCGGGUCAUGCGGAGUGUUCGUGGUAUCCGGGUGGUUGUUAA
Molecule: messenger RNA, 1470 nt
Organism: Colletotrichum karsti
Lineage: Eukaryota; Fungi; Ascomycota; Sordariomycetes; Glomerellales; Glomerellaceae
Exons: 1
Coding region: 1-1470 (489 amino acids)
Source: RefSeq, a predicted model, not a curated record